Molecule: messenger RNA, 1881 nt
Organism: Chaetomium globosum CBS 148.51
Lineage: Eukaryota; Fungi; Ascomycota; Sordariomycetes; Sordariales; Chaetomiaceae
Exons: 8
Coding region: 1-1881 (626 amino acids)
Biological process (GO): double-strand break repair; DNA recombination
Cellular component (GO): nucleus
Molecular function (GO): DNA binding
Source: RefSeq, a predicted model, not a curated record
AUGGUGUCCUCCCACAUCAUACGCGUCCCUCGGACGGACGAAGAGGGUGCGUUUGUACUGGGUGAGGUGACACCGUCGGGAUCCAAGCCACUGAACAUCAAGUUUGUCGCCACCGAGGGCGAGGAACCCUAUGUGGUCAAGUUAAGGCACGACCGGAUUGGUGAGCUGAGGGCUGGUAGCAGCGCCUGUACGUCGGAGGAGUGGGAGAGCAUCCUGAAGGCUCUCCUUCUCGGGGCUGAGCCAAUUGAAGGGAUCGAAGCCGGUGCGGAGGCCAAUGUGGGCAAGUCAAUUACGAUCACCAUCAGGCGGCGGGUUGCUGGCAUCAAUCAACGUCUUGGUUCUCUGACUCUUAACCACAAGGAAGAUGAAGCCAUUCAACUGUUUGACUGGUGCAGUGGUGCGGCGAUGCAAAGGGAGAAAUUCCACGAGACAGCAAUCGCUGAAAAGGCUAAAGUAACCGAUCUCGAAGCCCGCAUCAGCGAGCUGAGGAAUCAGCUGGAGGAGCUCACCGAGUCCAAGAAAACUAGGGAGACUGAGAUGCUGGAGAAGUUUUGCGGACUGCUUAACGAGAAGAAGGUCAAGAUUCGCGAACAACAACGUCUUCUCAGCACUGCCCAGGUCGACCCGUCAAAGCUUGAAGCAGUACGCGCCUCUCAAUCUAUGCGUACCCACAUUACAGGAGACCGCAAACCCGCUGAGUCCCGGCGUGCAAAGCGCAAGGCGCUUGAAAACGCCUCUGGCGGGGGAUCGUCUUCGGACUCGGACGACGGUUUCGAAAAGGUGACGGCCAGCGCCGCCGCUGAAAAGAUGGACAUCGAUUCCGAGGAGCCAUCACCACGGCAGGCCGUCAAGGAGAGCCCGGAGUCUGAGGACCGUGACACUACCGAUGGCGAAGCAACGGAAACCGGGAGCGAAGCGGACGAGGAAGAGUCCCCGCCGCCCAAGCCUCGCCAGCAACAAAAGCCGGCGGCUGGGCCCGGCGCAGCAGCAACCAACAAGGCGGCAGGGAAAGGGAAGGGAGUCGUUAUACACCCCCCAAGGAGACCGGUCAGGAAGGCCAAGGCUGCUACGCCGCCACCGGCCGAGGACAACCGUUGGCAACGUCGUUUGUUUAGGGUUGCUGUGGCAACAUCAACAAGUCCAGCGAGUUCUGGCGCGCUUAAGUUGGAGAGUUACCAAGACCUACAGCCCCUGAUACUUUUGCCGCGACGCCCACGAAACCAGAAAUUUGCCACGAUAGAUGUCGACAGCAAGACGACGCAGUUCAGGCAGAAGUACAUCGAGUACCUCAAUGGCGUGCUUGACAAAAUCCAGGAGCUUGAUGAUGAUGUCUGCAUCUUAGGGGAUGAGCAGCUUGCGACACUCAACAUACGAAGGGCAGAAUCUCUCGACAUCGAGGAACAGACAGUGGAUUUUGGACGUCGCUUUUUUCGCCCUCGUUUUACGAUUGACCAGGCGCGGCAGAAGACUACAGACUUCAUUGCCGACCACGAAGAAGAACUUUACCAUCACGUCUGGCCCAAAAGAUGCCGGCGCGGAUCCUUCGGUAACGACGCGUUUGGGAGGGCUCAGAAUGGGAGUUUUGGCCUCAGUAUCGCAUCUCGGGUAACCUUCCAGGGCACUCCCCCCCUGGUGCCCGAGUUGGGAACCCUCCACAAGCCUACUCAUUCCAAAUUCGGCCGUGUGACACAAUUCCACUUUGACGGUCGAUCUCUCGUGCUGCGACAGUCUCGCCUCCUCAACUUCCGAAGCGACGAACCAACCGUCGAUGCAUACCACAUGAUCCGCUGGAUGGCCAACCAACCAAUGGGCGAAACCAGGUUCCGUAACCCGCCGGCGGCCGAGGACAGCGAAACUGAAUCAGACGUUAAGUUUCCUUGA